UUCUUGCUCAAGGACGUCAACAUGAACAGGCUUCCUGGAUGGGAUAAACAUUCUUAUGGGUACCACGGUGAUGAUGGGCACUCCUUCUGUUCCUCGGGGACAGGACAACCCUAUGGCCCUACGUUCACAACUGGAGAUGUCAUCGGUUGCUGUGUCAACCUCAUCAACAAUACCUGCUUCUACACAAAAAAUGGCCACAGUUUAGGUAUAGCCUUUACAGACCUCCCUUCAAAUCUGUACCCUACAGUGGGCCUCCAGACUCCAGGAGAGAUAGUGGAUGCCAACUUCGGGCAGCAGCCAUUUGUGUUUGACAUCGAGGACUACAUGAGGGAGUGGCGAGCAAAGAUUCAGAGCACCAUUAAGCGGUUUCCCAUAGGAGACAGGCUAGGCGAGUGGCAAGCCAUGCUGCAGAAUAUGGUUUCUUCAUAUUUGGUUCAUCAUGGGUACUGUUCAACAGCAACUGCCUUCGCCAGAGUCACAGACACUGCAAUCCAGGAAGAACAGACCUCAAUAAGGAACAGACAAAGAAUACAGAAGCUAGUAUUAGCAGGCCGAGUUGGAGAGGCUAUAGAAGCCACCCAGCAGCUCUACCCUGGCCUCCUAGAACAUAACCCCAACCUGCUCUUCAUGUUAAAGUGUCGGCAGUUUGUGGAGAUGGUGAAUGGGACAGACAGCGAAGUCCGUUGUUUCAGUGCACACAGCCCCAGAUCCCAGGACAGUUACCCUGGUUCCCCCAGCUUAAGUCCCAGACACGGAUCCAGCAACUCACAUGUUCAUAGUACUGGAGCAGAUAGUCCUACCUGUAGCAAUGGAGUCAUGUCCACAAAAAGCAAACAGAGCCACAGUAAAUACCCAACACUGAGUUCAUCUUCGUCAUCUUCCUCCUCCUCCUCCCCCUCAUCUGUGAACUACUCAGAGUCCAAUUCUACAGAUUCUACCAAAUCUCAGCAGCACAGUAGUACGAGUAACCAAGAAACCAGCGACAGCGAGAUGGAAAUGGAGGCUGAGCACUACCCCAAUGGAGUCCUGGAAAAUUCAUCCACCAGGAUAAUGAAUGGCACCUACAAACACGAAGAGAUCCUGCAGACAGAUGAAUCCAGCAUGGAAGACAGCUGUCCCCAGAGGCAGCUCUGUGGAGGGAACCACGCUGCCACCGAGCGAAUGAUCCAGUUUGGACGGGAGCUGCAGAUGCUGAGUGAACAGCUGUGCAGAGAAUACGGGAAGAAUACAGUGCACAAAAAGAUGCUUCAGGAUGCAUUUAGCUUGUUAGCUUACUCAGACCCUUGGAACUGCCCUGUUGGUCAACAGCUGGACCCAAUCCAGAGGGAACCUGUGUGUGCUGCUCUUAAUAGUGCUAUUUUGGAAUCUCAGAACCUGCCAAAGCAGCCCCCACUGAUGCUUGCCCUGGGCCAGGCCUCGGAGUGUUUGCGACUCAUGGCUCGUGUGGGCUUGGGCUCCUGUUCCUUUGCCAGAGUAGACGACUAUUUGCACUAGCCACCAGAGCAGGAUGGAGCUGACAUCGUCGAGUGCUGCCCUUCACCCUCCGUUGCUGCCACUACAACGCCACCUCGUCUGUAGCCUGAGCUCCCACCAACACCCCCUCUAGCACACACACACUGCCUGUGAAAGGAUCUGUUCCCUCACCAUGUGGCCAUUCCUGACCCAGGAGUGACUGGCAGACCUGACCUGUCUCCCCGCCACCGCUGCGGCUCCGGCGGCACUCAGUAUUUCGCUGGUUAUUCUAAUGUAGCGCCUUCCAAUGUAGGGAUUUCUCUUUGUUUUGAUUUGAGUUGUUUCUCAUGGAUCCACCAGUAUUUUAUCUGGAGAGUUUUGCUGAGCUGGUUUCUGCUGAUUUACGGAGGAAGCUCGUGAAGUUGGUGACGCCUUGUUCUCUUCUUCCCUCCCUCCUCCAUCCGUGCACAUGCAACAUCAUCUUCUGUGCUAGUUACCUGAACUCUUCUCGCAGUGGCAGUUCAGAGGGAUUAUUAUUUUUUUUUAAUUUUAUUUGAAUCCUGUUUAUUAAAAAGGUCUCUUCCACCUCCACAAAGUCAUUGAUGUAUUUAUUGCCCAGAGACUUGGGCCCAGCCACGCACUUCCCACAUCCCCGCAGUGAGGUGCAUCCUGUCCUAUGCUAACCAUGGGAAUUGGAUUUGGAGGAACUCAGUCUUUACUGUCUCUGUGAGUAGGAAACGUAGAAGAUUUGGCAUUGCCUUUGUCUGAGAAAUGGGUAAAUCUGGCAGCUAGAGAGACAGGGCUAACCAGUGUGAAGUCACCUGCUAUACUGAUGGAAGCAGAUGAUGGUAAGGAAGAGCUGUGGAUGCUGCCAAGUUGGGCUGUUUGUUUUUGUGCUGCAUCACAAAAUCCCUGUUUUUCUCCAUAUAGAAGGGCUCUGCUACUAGGACUCUAUACAGUAGUAUUUACUGAAUGAUCACUGCUACAUUCCAUUGUUUUGAGGUUACUGAAGUGUGCUCGUCCUUGCAGGGUGCAAAUGCUCAGAUCAGGUUGCAGGUUAGGAUCAGUGCUUUUUACCCAUUUAGGAAGGAAUGGCAAUGUUUCUUUGAGGAUUAGGAAUGCAAUUUUUAGUUCCAGGUCCGAAAGUGACCAUCAAGGAUCUGUGGGUGAGUAACCUCCAGGUAAGAUGGACGUGGUAAUGUGUCACUGCUGCGGUCCAGGGACUUUGAGUGUUGCUAAGGCUUUGGUAUUCAAACCAUCUGCCAGCAAGUGUUUCUAAGUGUAUUUUGUACUGGUGUACCAUGGGAGAAAGUAAGUCGGUGUCAGAACUCUGCUACUGAGCUGAGAGCUCUGAGAGUUCGCUGCAUUUACAGAUGUGAUUUGGAGUCAUCCCCAUCCCUGGAGGUGCCCAAGGCCAUGGGUGGGCUCUGAGCAGCCUAUGCUGGUGAGGCACCCAGCCCAGGGCAGGGAUUGGUGGGGAUAGGCUUUAAGGUCCAUUUCAACCCAACCAUGCAUGCUGUGUUUUGCUGCUGGAGCAUAAAGUUUGAAAUAAAGGCAGAGCAGGGGACCAGUGUGGCUUUCCCAUUUGGGUGAUUCCUGUGCUGUUGGCCAUCAUUUAGGUCAUGGCUGUCUCUUCCAUCUGUGCAGCAGCACCAUCUUUGUCUCCUUCUGAGUUUUGUGUUACUUCUUUUUGGGGUAGUUUUUGGUUCCUUUUAGUCAAACCUCUGUCAUGGCUCACGCUUGGUCUCCCAGUGAAGCUGUGCUGAGUGUCCGUGGUGGUGGCAGGGCUGGAUCACCUCCUGCCACUACUGUUGUGCAUCGUGCAGCCUAUCGCCGUGGUUUUAUGUAUAAAAGCUUCCUGGGCAUUGAGUUGUGGUUGCUCCUUCAUGGUUUGCAUUUUGGAACCUUGUUAUGAUAUCAGUGAGAGUUGAUGAUUGGGUUGUUGCAGUCAUUUAAAAAAAAAAAGAAGAAAUAAUGGAGGUCUUUAAUUUUGAGUAUGGCUACAACAUAAGUAGAGCCUUCACACAAGCUCAGAAAUGAUUUUUAAAAGUGUUUUGGGAUUUCUCAUUUCAAGUGCCUCAUGCUUUGCUGAGAAACAGAUGAAUGAGUGAGGGAGGCCUUAAGAACAGCCGGGCUAAGACUCAGCUUUGUCUGGGCUGCCCCUCAGUAUCACUUCUCCUGGGAGCGCAUUGGUAGAGCCAUAUGGGUGACUGUGUAGCCACUAGCAGGACCUGCUGGCAUCUCUUCUCCUGGGGAGGGUGGCCAGGUCUCAGCCCUGCCCCCAUAUGGUUAUACUGGACACAGGACCUCCAUCCCAUGAGGCUGGCUGGCAUGGAGCUUCUUCUGCUCACCGGUCAGGAUAAGUGGACACGGUGAAAAUCUCCUGAGCUGCAGCCCUGCAUACAUCAUGAGCUUUGUUUUGAGACCAGCGAAGUGGCCGUUUUUCUGAGAACUUCUGAGAAAUGGGGACCUGCAGGCUCUGGUGAGCACUCAGCUGCACUGACCUGAGCACCAGGGGAUGGAGGUCUGACUGAUGGAGAUGGUGACCAACACAAGAAUGGCCCCUUCCACAAGCAUUGCUUCUUGUGGUUGUGCACACCCAGAUUAUCCCUACCUGUUUUGUUGUUUUGUCAUAUUUUGAUUAUUUCUUUCUCACUGUGACGUUUUGCCUGUCCUCCAGCUGUGCCCUGAUCUGUCUCACAGUCUCAUGAAGACAUCAUUACCAUUCUUGAGCUUUGUUCCCGAGACUCCCUCGAACAACUGCCAACAACCAGAGCUGGUUUAAGCAGGCCUGGGGGAAUCAAAUUCACCAUUUCUCCCCCUGGGCAUGAGGCACAGGGAACAGUCUCCUUGUCAAAGCACACCUUGUUGGGUUGCUGUGGUGCUGCUGUGCUUUGUUACCAGUCUUAACACUCAGGUAACACCACAUUGCAGAGGCUGACAGAGGGUGUGUUGGGGCAUUGAGGGGUCAUGGCAGGUCUGGGGAGGAGAAGGGAGCAGCUGAGAGCCUCCUCUGAAGUAAGCCCCACCUGCUCCCCAUUGCCCUUCCUUGGAUUUGGAGAACAGGAGCUCCUUUAUCUCCAGGAGGAAGGGAGGCUUUACUCCUGCACACAAAGCAGUGGGAUGUGCACUCACAGAAACAUUCCUGGAGUCCAUGCAAAGCUCUGUUUGCAUGCUGAGUUCCCCUAUGGGCAUCCUGGGACUGCUGUAACACACAGACCCCUCGGUGCGGGUCUUUGGCCAUUUCCUUCCUCCAUCAGCACCAACGUGGAGAAAAGGAGAAGCCAGGGCAGAUUUGAGGAUAAUAAGGAUGUGCAAGAAAACGUUCAGCACAGAAGUGCAAUCACUCUUUCAGACAAAGGACAUCACAUAGGUGAACACUUCAUUGGGAUGCUCCCAUGCCGUGGCUCUCCAGCCAGGACCCAGCAAUGCCAGGCACGGAGCUGCCUGCAGCACAGUGAACUCAAAACUCAGGUAUGAACUGCUUGGCUGGAGAUGGGGAACGAGGGGCUGCAGUGGGGCUGCAGCAGAGCAGAUUGCCACGCUUGUCAGCACCAUUGGAGGGUUUCCUCCUCUCUGGCACAGCGUCAGCUACGUGGACGUUCCACACAUUGUGCACAUUGGUUCAGUCUAAGCGUAGUAGUUGUGAAUUAAGUUAUCUGAUGCUUCGCAUGAAAACUUAAAAAAAAA
This is a messenger RNA of Meleagris gallopavo (turkey), 5142 nucleotides long. The record is from RefSeq and is a predicted model, not a curated record. NCBI's taxonomy places the organism in Eukaryota, Metazoa, Chordata, Aves, Galliformes, Phasianidae.